AUGGCGGCCCCUUUCAGGUACUUGCUGCUCUUCACUGGAUUUUCAGCUUGUGCUCAGUUUGAUUCAGGCGCACUGGGCGGCUUUGUCGACUACCUUCGGAACGACCUCGGCUUCAGCACGCAGGACAUCGGCCUUGUGAAUGCCAUGGAAUAUGUUCUACUUCCGCUCGCCUCGCCGCUGAUCCCUUGCCUCUUCAAGUUCCUGAAGGUCAAGAUUGUUCUCCUCCUAUGUCUUGCUGGAAACAUGCUCGGGGUUUGCGGCCUUGCCGCGGGGCCAUGGAUGCAGCAGUCUGGAGACUCCGCCUUCACGCUGUUCCUGGUCUCAAGGGCCGUCUCGGGGAUGUGCCACGCCGGAAUCGCCGUCUACGGCAGCGUCUGGGUCGAUCUUCAUGCUCCAAAGGAUCAGGCAGCUUCAUGGCUGGGCGCCAUGCAGGCCAGCUCCUUGGUGGGCCUCGUCAUCGGUUACAUCAUCGCAGGCUACUCCAAGGAUUGGGUAGCUGUCUUCUGCUUGAACCUCCUGUGGUUCGCGGCAACGUUCUUGUGGUUGGCAUGCGCUGCGCCAGAGCACAUCGGCAACACCACCGCAGUCGCUGGCGGUCAUCGAACAGAGUCGCGCGUACGGCUAUCCUUUGUUUCUGUUCCCUCUGGAAGCUUUGUCAACCAGGCAGAUUGGAGUGAAGAAGGCCCAGACGCCCAGACAGAGGAUCCGGCAGCCCAUCUAGUUGGCUCACGCUCUGAGACUGAGACUGGGGCACCAGUGGAGAAUCUUCCGGUCUAUGCUCUCAUGGCCCUUUGCGUGUCCUCCCUGUUCUUUGUCUCUGGAGGAUUGCAAUUCUGGGCGACACCCUACAUGGAACAGAUCAGGCUCAAGGAGAUCUCCCCAUCAAGGUCUUGCACCGUCGAUGUUCAGAAAGAUAUUCACAACCUCGUGGUCACUCUGGUAGCUGUGAUCACGCUCACCGCCCCCACCUUCGGAGUGUUCCUCGGUGGCAGUGCAGUCGACAGCAUCGGCGGCUACAGGGGCAAAUCCGGGCGAAAGGCCCUGCAGCUGCUGGCAGGAGGUGCUGCCAUGGCCAUGGCAUUCGGUGCCGUCGCCUGCUUCUCCACCAACUUCUGGCUGGCCGUGAGCUGCUUCUGGAUCUUCAACAUGUUGGGGGCUGCGCUGCUGCCCGGGGCCUUUGGCCUCAUGCUCAGUGCGGUGAGGCCGCAGCGGACCUCCGCAGCCUCGGCCAUCGCGCAGAUCCCCAUCAACCUGAUUGGAAUGGCAGGAGGAGCGUACAUUCCUGGCUGGCUGACGGGAUGCAACACAGAAGAGCUGCCAAACGUGCGGAUGUGCGAUGCAGAUUGCGAUUUCGCGCUCGGCCUCCGCUCGCUGUUGCUGGGUCCUGUUUUCGGCUUCCUGGCCCUCAUCCUUGCCCUCUGCCUCUACCGCGGCCCUUCCGAGCCGGCAGCAGAUCGGCCACCCGGUGGCAGCGAGUGCGCGCUUGGGGUUCAAGUUCAGGAUUGA
Molecule: messenger RNA, 1506 nt
Organism: Symbiodinium natans
Lineage: Eukaryota; Dinophyceae; Suessiales; Symbiodiniaceae
Source: the annotation of a GenBank genome assembly